Messenger RNA from Rhopilema esculentum, 2651 nucleotides. Lineage: Eukaryota; Metazoa; Cnidaria; Scyphozoa; Rhizostomeae; Rhizostomatidae. The record is from RefSeq and is a predicted model, not a curated record.
UCUGAGCGGUAAAGUAAAUUGUUAAAUUUUAGUCUGGGAGAUGCAUUUUUAGCCGUUCUAGGAAGCCCCAUUUCAAAAAUUUUCUUUCGCGUCAUACCCAACCAUGGUGGUGUUGGAUAACGGAAACCCCUCAACGCCAUUACGUCAUUUGCUUCAAUUGACAAUUAUUUAAUUAUAUUUAUAGACGAUGUUUUGUUUAUUGCGUGGGUCGCUAGACGACAUUAUUUUACCUUAUAUGGACUUUUCUAUUUUCGUCGUAUGUAUCUGUUAGUUUAUAUAAAUGCUUGAGUAAAAGUUAGAGGGAGUUGGAAAAAUGUCGAGACGAAGAAGAGGAACCGAAGAGCCGAACUCGACGAAGAACUGAGUAGCUAAGAAGUAGCAUAUAGAUUUGUUGAUUUUCAUAUAUCGAAGUUGUGUUUACGAAAGAAUUUAGUUGUUCUUGCUGGAAACCUGCCGACCCUAUUUGCCAUCUUACGCUGACUGCAGCCGAGUAAAAGAUCGUAACUUCAUCAAAAGAGCAGAAGCAUCAACAACAAAAGAACUGCGAACAGAUAGACGAUGGCUCAACUAGCGAUUAUGGAGUCACAAAAAAUACAACAGAUGCAGGAAAUAUAAGAGAAAACAAGGCGCUGGAGUAUAGUGUUGAUGGGUUUGAAGCGAAAGAGAAAGAUAGGGAUGCUCGGUGAUGCUGACAUUGACAUCUCAAAAGAGGUCACGGUCAAUGAAGGACCUACUUUUGAAAGCCAGAAAAAAAGAAGUAUCAAACAUUUCUUGAACAGAAUAAAACUUCCAUGGAAAAUUGCAACAGAAUGGAAACUUCAUUCAAAUUUCUCAUUUGGUAGCUCGACAUUGUCCUUUGCUAGAUUAAUAACUGAACAGUCGUUCAUCUAGGGCAUGCAAUGUCAUAUGCUCUUGGCAGAUCAAGUCGGUCAAAAAAUUAUUCUAGAUAUUAAACUGGCUGCAGUGUUCAAUGGUUCCACGGAUACAACACCAGGUAAGUCGAAAUCUGAUCAAAGGACCGUGGUUUGCAGAUUUAUUGGCACAACAAAUACAAAGGAACGACUAUAAGCCUUGAAGCACAUGCCGGUGAAGACACAGCAAAGAACAUCAUUGGUGCAUCGAACAGUCACUCGUUAAAUACAGACGAGCUGUGCUUUCAAUCCUACGAUUUAGCCGCAUCCAUGUCUGGCAGAUGCAGCAGUGCUCAACAGAAACUGCAUGAAAGGUUGCACAAGGUUGUCUCGUAUACUUCAUGUCAAGCACACAGGAGCAGUUAUAGAGCUAAAACGCCAGUCCCAUCAUCAAGGCUAUCAAGAAUUGAUCCAGGCUGGCCAAAAAGGGAGUGGCACAAACGACAAUCGGACAGUUACUAUAAUAUUUGGGGGAGACAUAUCUUUUGACGGUCCAGUGAAGUAUUUUGCAGAAGUAGAAAAGACUUGCGAUUAUAAAAGGCCUUUCGAAAAAGUUAGAAAAUUACUGGCAACAGCAGACCUACGAGUUGCAAACCUGGAGUCUCCAUUACUGAAAGGAGCUUAUAUUGAAAAGGUACCUGACAAUGGUAAACUUAUAUCUCAUUAUGGAUCCAUUGAUGCUGUCGAGGGGCUAAAAUAUGCAGGGUUUGACAUUGUGCAAGUGGCGAACAACCAUUUUGCUGACUUUGGAGUAGCUGGGGUGAAAAGCACAAUUGCAGCACUGAAGAAGGCAGGCAUUGCAUACGUUGGAAUGCAAGAUCGAGUAAACAAAAAGACUAGUCAAAAGCCUGUUAUUAAGACGGUUAACGGGUUGAAAAUCGGUUUUCUGUCCUAUUGCCUAAAUUUUGAAGGCUGCAAUACAUACAAGUGUGAAAAUGAGUAUUGCCACGACUCUACGGAAGGUGACAAUUAUAUUUUUGGACUGGGGCCAGCCGUUUUCGAUAAGCGCACUGCUCGUAACGAUAUCAAGCGGUUGUCAAAACGCGUCGAUUUUACGGUUGUUUUAAUGCACUGGAGCCAGGAAUAUUUGCUUGUUCCUCCAUUGGGGAUGAGAGAAAUUGCUGAGUCAUUGGUUGUUUUUGGAGCAACUCUUGUUAUGGGUGGUCACCCACAUGUUAUUCAGGGUCAUGAAUGCCGUGGGACAGGUGCAUUGGUAGUAUAUAGUUUAGGAAACUUUCUUUUCCCAAAACAUUCCAAUACUAGCUUGGGAAUAUUUCUUGGAGGAGAAAAGCCUACUGCAGCAGAGGUGAAAUCGUAUCCUAAAGUGAUGAAAUCAGUGUACAGUCCAUCGCAGAUAGGAAUGAUGUUUCGGGUGACACUUGGCAGAGCUGGGAUUCUAGCAGCUGAUUAUAUCCCUUUUGAUAUCAAGAAUGAUCCGAAAUCCAACUGCUUACAGCCAACGCCUCUGACAAAAAAUUGGAUCAAGUUUUGUGGUGAAACUGAUCUACACUGCAUCAAUUUUCGAGACGUUUGCGCAUCUAUGGCUUCAACAGGGGAUGCUUUUGAUAAUGAAAAAAACGAACAUUUAUGUAUAAAAGGAAACAAUUAAUUCUACAAGUUUGAAGGAAUGUAAAAUUUUGUGUAUAAUUGCAAUGAGCAUCGAUUGUAAAAUUUUAUGAUUGUAAAAUGCUUGAACAAAGGACAUAAAAUUAUUUUUUAAGUAACCUUUAUUUUGAAUGA